Oncorhynchus keta (chum salmon) is the source of this 6913-nucleotide messenger RNA. Its product is annotated as sal-like protein 3. Gene Ontology annotation, cellular component: nucleus. Gene Ontology annotation, biological process: regulation of transcription by RNA polymerase II. Gene Ontology annotation, molecular function: RNA polymerase II cis-regulatory region sequence-specific DNA binding; DNA-binding transcription factor activity, RNA polymerase II-specific. The record is from RefSeq and is a predicted model, not a curated record. Lineage: Eukaryota; Metazoa; Chordata; Actinopteri; Salmoniformes; Salmonidae. The transcript has 3 exons. Bases 2213 to 5998 code for a protein of 1261 amino acids.
GAUUACUAGGUCAUAGAGCUUCUGGAGAGGAUUGAGUUGAUGGUAAAAGCGAUAUUCAGGGAGUGAAGUCAGGCGAGGUGCAUAUGUGACAGCCGAAAGUUGGACACUGACAUGACAGUGCCAGUGUUGCCAUUGUUAAUAAAAGUUGUUCUUUAUAAUGUUGACAUAAACAUGUAUAAUAUGUGUGUAUGCUACAUUGUACAAUCAAAUAUCACAUUAAUUUCUACAUAUCCAUUAUAAACAUGAAUUGCCGCAAAGUUGGUUCCUGUUUCAGUCAGGUCUUUGGUCACUUUCGUGUGGGUCAAACACAAACACCCUAAUGAUUAGUUGACAAAGGAGCCUCCCACAAUGCAGACGAUCGCUGCAAGAUAAAGUUGGUGAAGCUUGCAGAAUCUUGCAGUCGACUACAGUCAAAACUUCAUGACCUUUGGUCACAUGAUUUUAGUCAAGUUCAUGCAGUCCACAUGUAGGCGCAAGUCAGACAAUUUGUAUCCCCAUAAUGCAACAAACUUUGAAAGGCGGGACCAACGAUGGACACCAACUUGACAAAAGUGAUCCGCUCGAAUGUGCCCAAUGCAUUCAAUGGCUGAAACACAACCUUGUUUUUCAUGUUAGUGAGCCACCUAGUGGACACAUUCCUCUUCAUGAAGGUUUUAGAUUUCAUAAAUUACUGCCUGCGGCUUGGCUGGUGUAGACCAAAUACACCCUCCUUGAACAUGCACGUGUGACUACCAUCUAAAACACAAUGCAAGACUAUCUACUGGGUUUAAUAGUAAUAUAUUGGCCUACACAGCCUGAUAAUAACAGUUGCAUUGUUGGGGAGUUCAGUAGACCUACAUGUCUGACCAAAGCCUGAAUAGGGGCAUUAUAUUUUCAUAGACCUGUAAUUGUCUGAGAUGUGGGAUGAUAUUUUGACUACUAAAAGUUAGGUAGUGGCACUGACUAUUGUUAAGAUCUUAAUUUGCCAUUUAAAUGUGCUGCAUAUUUUGCUGUAGGCUUACUGAAUUCUUUUCAUUGUCUUUAAUGAAUUGCCUCUAUGUAGCCUACUAUGUAUGCAUUUAGAAUAAAAUAGAAGGUUCUAAUCUAUAAUAAUAUAAUCUAGUCUGCUAAAUGACUUAAAUGUAAUGUAAAUGUAAUCUAAGGAGACACAUAGGACCAUUAUAAUGUGACCACAAAAGAUAGCCAGGUGGAAAAAUAACAUUCCUCCAUUGUAAAUUCUAGGGGUAGGCUGGGCCUACAAAUUGUGCCUGGGUGUUACACUGGAUUUGCACAAUGGGCUAAUACGGGAAGAUUAUUUAAUUCGAUACAUUUGUGGUUUUCAGAGCAAUAUGCCAGGCGGUAAAAAUGCUCAGUGGGUAGGCUCGUCUAGUCAGGGUCAGACUGUGUCUUAGGCCAAGUCACGGUGGCGACGAAUGUCAUUAAUUAUAAAGGGAGAGUGUCCGGAUAGGAGGGACAGACCGUUAAACAGACAGCCGUCAGUGCCGCAGAGACCACAGACGCAGGCCGAGAAGCAGGCCGCCCUCGCCAAAUAGUCUACAAAGAGGGUUCAAUGGGGAAGGGGAGGAGGAUGACAGAAACACUAAUCCAAUUCCCUUUCGUUACCGCAUAGUAGCUUAUCUCCUCCCCCGGCUGUUUCUCUGGGUCAGUCAAAACAAUGAAUUGAUGGACUACAUUUACGAUAUCAAAUAGUCUCAAUUCACGGCGAAGAUAUAAAUAAAUAAUUUAACAAUGCGGUGUUCCGCCCGGCUGUCAAAGGGACGACUGCGCAUCUUUGUGGCUGUAUGCCGGAAAAGGCUAUGUUGAUGUCCCGACUGGGAGACGUAGCCUAUUGCACAACAUAUUUUAUCAUUUUGUAAACCACUAUCAAAUAUAAUCGAUUCAUACAUGAUGACCAGUUGGCAGUGAAGUUAUCCUCCUUUCCUCUGACCACAGAUUCCUCUUCUUCAUCAUCUUCCUCCUCUCCUCAGAGUUACCAGCCACCCCUGGCUCCAUAUCCGUACUUUUGGGGGCUUCACACCCGCUCUCUACCCAGUGAGGUCUCCCCCUCUUCUGCUGCCCCUGCCAGCCCACCUCCUGCCCCAUCUCCUUCACAGACCCCCAGUCCUCCCUCUCCCCUGACUUCCCCCACCCCUCCCUGUUCUCCCAGACAGGCCUGCACCUCCCCAACACCUCCACAUCGCCCUCCAGUCAGACCCACCCUCCCCGCUCUAUCAUGGCCUCUCCCAAACUGGGCGUGUCAGCCACCACUACCACUUCCUCAUCCUCAUCCUCUUCCUCAGCCUCCCUCUGCCCCCCGCCCCACCCUGGUAGCCCCAGCCCUGUGCCCGAGGGCCCUCCCAGCCCUGUGACACCCUCCCCCAGCCCGGGUGCUACCUCUGCAGCCCCGCCCCGUGCCCACCUGAGCAUUGCGGUGAUCCUGGAUGAGCUGCGAGUGCUGCAGCAGAGGCAGAUCCACCAGAUGCAGAUGACGGAGGAGAUCUGCAGGCAGGUGCUGCGGCUGGGCGGGGCCUCCUGUGGCCUGGAGGCACCCCAGAUCCUCCUGCCUCCUUUUCCCCAGCUCUGUCUGGAGGGCAGUGAGAGGGCCUCCAGUCCUCCCCAGCCUAUACCCAUCCAGCCUCCCAGCUCUGUAGCUCCUCUCCUGGCCUGCUUCUCCUCCCUGCUCCCUCCCCAGCCUGCCUCCAAGCCCUCCAAGCCCAGCCACCCCCUGUCCCAUGUCCUGCGGCCACACAAGACCCAGAUGGAGGGUGCAGGAGGGGCUACAGGGUCUUAUCUUUACCCUGUGACCAGUGUCCGCCCUUCCUCCUCGUCUUCUUCCUCCUCUGCCUCCUCAGCCAUCUCUACCAUGGCCUCGUCCAACUACCCCCUGGCCCUCUCCCUGGCCUUGCCUACCCGUUACCUCCAUGAGAAAUCCCCCAACACCACCUCAGCCAGCGGCCACGGUGGCCUGUCCUUCCUCACCCCACCCCUGCCCACCACUGCCUCUAUGGCACCCCCCUCCUUUCAGGAGCCCCACCUGUCUGUCUCCUCAUCAGGGUCCUCGUCCUCCUCCCUGGGGCGUCUCCAGCAUGCCUGUCGGUUCUGUGGGAAGCUGUUCAGCAGUGACUCAUCCCUGCAAAUCCACCUGCGCUCCCACACGGGCGAGAGACCCUACCAGUGCCCUGUCUGCCUCAGCCGCUUCACCACCCGCGGCAACCUCAAGGUGCAUUUCCUCCGCCACCGCGAGCAGAACCCAGAGCUCUCGCUCUCCCUUCUCCCCCCUUCCCUGUUUGGGCCGGGCAUGGGACCAGCGGGGGGUUCUGAGCCCCAGGGUCAGCCCAUGAGCAGCAUUGGACUGAGUAUCAGUGCAGCACAGGCUCAGAGACGUCGUAAACGGCGGGCUGAGGAUGACCCGUAUGGAGACGGUAUGGAGCUGGGAGGUGCCGGAGGGGGCUUCUCUCUGGGGGCAUCCACCAGUGCUCCCCCCACCUCUCUCCCCCUUCCCCCCAGUGUGGACCUGGCCCUCAUCUCCACCGCCCACUCCCUCCUGCGGCUCAACCAAGCUGCUGCUGCAGCCGCUGCUGCAUCCAUAUCCUCAGCUGCUUCCUCACUCACAUCCUCCUCUUCCUCCUCUGCGUCCUCCUCCCUCCUCUCUGUCCCAUCCUCGUCCACCUCUGCCAUCGCUGGGUUCUUCAAAGGGGCAAAGCAGCAACGCUUUGAUGAGAACACGCCCCCUCACCCUCCCAUGAUGUCGCACUCUGCUUACUCCCAGUUGGCCCAUCUCCCUAAACUCCUCUUCCCCUCUGGCUCCCCCCACCAACACCCUGCCCUGGGCCUGCUCCGCCCUCCACCCCCUGCCCAAGGCUCCUCCCACCUCUCCUCCACCCACUCUCAGCUCUCCUUCCCCUUCUCCCACUACCCCAAAGCCCACGCCUCCACCUCCUCCCCCUCCGCCUCUACCCCCACCUCAGACACCUCCAAGCUGCAGCGGCUGGUGGAGAAGCUGGAGAAGGAGCCUCCCACCUCCUCUCCCUGGGCCUCCUCCUCAGGGGAGACCUCCCACAGCAGCAUGGCCUCUACUGGGUUGUUCAGUAGCGGCCUCAUGGGCGCCAGCACCUCCAGCACUUAUGUGAUGGCAACCCCACCGUCCUCCACCCAUGCCCCCACCUCUGUCUCCAACUUCACCAGGGAGAUGGUGGCCGCUCUGGGCAUGAGUGCAAAUGGGGGCAGCGCCUUGGCAGGAGCCAUGCUCCCAGGCCUUGGCAUCAUGAGCACUGGCUCCCUGGCCUCCAACCAGUGUGGGGUGUGUCUGCGUGUGCUGAGCUGCCCCAGGGCACUGCGUCUGCACCAGGCCACCCACCUGGGCGAGCGCCCCUUCCCCUGUAAACUGUGUGGACGCUCCUUCUCCACCAAGGGCAGCCUGCGGUCCCACCUGGCAACACACCGUGCCCGUCCGCCGAACUCUCGUGCCCAGAACUCUUGCCCACUGUGCCAGCGCAAGUUCACAAAUGCCCUGGUGCUGCAGCACCACAUUCGCAUGCACCUGGGAGGGCAGCUACCACCGGAGGGCGGUGCAGAGUCUCUGUCAGAGGCCUCAGCAGAGUCUGACACUAUCUCUGAGCUCCAGACCCAUUCCCUGGCACUGUCUCAGUCCCAGCCACAGUCCAAUGACACCCCCAAGGUCUCCACUGAGAGCUCCACUGCAGCCUCAGGCAGCCAGUCAAAGAGCUCAGCAGCAUCCACACACUUUCAAACCCUAGUGGGAGGCUCUGACCCAGUAUCGGUCAGUGUGACAUCACCAAAGUGUGUCUGGGAGCCUAACAGAUCUCACUCCUCCAGCCCUGACCUGAUCCCUCCCUCUGACCUCACCCCUGACUCCUUCCUAAACUCCACCUCACGGACCCCUCCGCCCGGCAGCGCAGACCCCCCAGUCCUGUUUGUCAGUGUGCCUUCCCCACCCCCUCCUCUAGGUGAUACAGGCUCCCCAGUCAACGAUGACAACCAUGCUGAACACCUUGAUUCAACCAUUAGUACCAUUGGCCCUGCUCCCACUUCCUCCAGUGUUACCAAAACCACCCCCUUGGCCAGUCUAAUGAUGUCAGACUGUCUUUUGGGUCAGCAUGCCCUUCCUCUCAAUGUCUUCCUCCCCGGCCCUAGAUCAAAUCUGGAGGAUCUACUGAGCACACCAACCCUCUGUGCCCCGGUAGCGCACCCAAGCCCAGCCCCCUCCUUUACCCCUGUAGUUAGUCCAGAGCACCCCAAACCCCACCCAGCACCCAAACCAAACUUAGAGCACCCCCCUAAACUACAAACCCCCAAGCCCACAGAGGAAUACAGGGUUGAAACCCCCCCACCUGCAGCACCAAAGCAUGACCAAGCUCUUGUAUCUGAUACGGACCCGAGAAUGGCACCACCAUCAGAGAGCACAGACACAAGCGAUGCUGAGGCUAGGAAAGUUCCUCAGAAAGAUGUACCCUACACCAGGAUGAGUCAGGGGGCGUACCUCGGUUCCCAUGGGAAGGAGGAUGGGAUGAGUGGUGUCAGUGACCAACUGGAAAGCACUUUUCCCAUCAGUUUGGCUACCACUCUCCCCUCUCCCCUGUCUCGCCCUGAGAAGAAGACCUACAGCUGUGCCGAGUGUGGGAAAGAGUAUGCCAGCCGCAGUGGACUGAAGGGACACAUGAAGCAUCAUGGAGGGGUUGUCAUGGCACCACGUCCCCCUGUACGGAGCGGUCGCUCGGCCUCUGAGCGACUUCCUGCUAACACACCAACAACGUCCUCCAACCCCCCGGCCACCAGAAGCAAUGUGGGCUUCUGGAACCAGUACCAAGCCUUCCUCAACACCAGCAACGACUCGGCAGACGACCCAGCACAAGGCCCGGCCAGUGGUAGCCAAGGAGAGGAUGGGGAGAUGCCCCGAUUGGCUAAAUCUCCCGUUAGAUCCCAGCUGACGAAAGAACCAACCACUGGAAGGGGUUCAGAAGAUGGGUCUGACGAAGGGUCUACUCUAGAGUCAAUGUAAUUGAUGCUAUCAAUGGACAUUCACUGUACCUUUGAGUCAAAUCGUAGGGACUUUUGUAUUGCUUCCAAAUUCAGUUGAGUAGUCUGUCGGGUUUGUUGUCUGUGAGUAAGUUGCUUAGUUCAUUUGUGAUAACUGUAAGUUGGCCAUCCUGGCCUUUUCUUUUAAAAGAGGAAAAAGUUGAAGGAUGAAAAAAACAUGACAUAACUACAGGAUUGGAAGAUUGAGGUCAGAAGUCACUCUUAAGACAAUAAGAGUUGGAGCUGGGCUCUAAAAUGAGAGCUCUGUUAGGCAAAGAGCUCUACUCUAGAUUUAGGGCUAAUUUUCCUGAACAGUCUGACUCACUGUUUAUGUGAUAGAUAUCAACUCAGAUAAAGACAUGUAUUAGAAAAGGAGGCAAGGUAGAGAGGAUGUGAUAUUGUUCUCACAUAAACAAUUCCUUCAUUCAAACAUAAAAGGGAAAAGGAGGUGAAACAGAAUGAUAAGGGUCACUAAACUAAACUUGACAUGGUAGCUUCAAUCCUGGCAGUCUAUGGAGAUGCAGUCUCUCAUCCUACUACUGUAUAAAACCUCAUCUUUCAUGUCAUCUGGGUUUACUUUUGAACUUGUGAAUACUCCAGACUCUUCCUCCAGCUGAUUUACAGAGAAGCACAGAGGAGUGGGUGUUGUGGUGUGCCAGGUGGAGAAAGAAAUGGACAGUUUCCUGUGUGACCCAUUUUCCUUUGGAUCUUUUGAAUAAGCUGAUUGUCGUUUGGUCUCACAGUGAUGUCCGUUCUCUGUAACUCGUUGUCUUUGGUUAAUGUUGUAUCUUUAUAAGAAAAACAAAACAAUCAGAGGUCCAUGUCUGAUAUUGUUGUGAGUUGUACUUUCAGUGUAUUCCUGUGAAAUAAGAGGGAUAAAAAAAGACAAAAAAGCUUU